Photinus pyralis (common eastern firefly) is the source of this 1425-nucleotide messenger RNA. RefSeq lists its product as uncharacterized. The coding region runs from base 314 to 1366 and encodes 350 amino acids. NCBI's taxonomy places the organism in Eukaryota, Metazoa, Arthropoda, Insecta, Coleoptera, Lampyridae. Gene Ontology annotation, molecular function: ubiquitin-protein transferase activity. The transcript is spliced from 4 exons. The record is from RefSeq and is a predicted model, not a curated record.
UUGUAAGCAAAAUUCCUCACAAAUGUGCCCGGUACAAAUGUGAGGAAAAAGUGGUUCCUGUGGUUCACCGCCAGAUGGCGCACCGGGCAGCGACUGACGCCGGCGUAACGUGAUUUCGCGCCGAUCAGCUGACACAACACAAGCAACACAACAAUUCACGUGUUCACGUGUGAGAAUUGAAUAAUUGAAUUUACGUUGAUUUACAUUCCCUCGUGCUCCUGCCCAAACUCAGACGUUAUUUUCACCUGUUCAGUAAAGUAAAGUGCAAGUGUGUUCUAGUGGAUCGCGGCCACUUCAAUCUAACAGAUUUGCAAUGGAUCGCCAAGUUGAUGGCAUUGUAUCUAAUAUUUUGUCAAGUCCUCAGCUUCGUAAUAUAUUGGAAGACGCAGUAAGAGGUGCGACAAGUGAACAUAAUGCCUCAACUACCUCCAUACAAUCAGUUUCUAAUGUACCUGUUACAUCAGUUAGAGAGGAAAUACACCGAUUGUUCCCAACAAUCAGGGCCAAUUCAGCAGCUCCACAGAAUUGUGUCAAUCAGGCAUCGAUGACCAAUGUAGUACGAACGUCUGUAAAAAAACGAAGACGUACUAUUGUUGAAAAACCUUUUUAUCGAGACAUUAUAUUACUUCAAUCAUCAAAAAUAAAUUCGACACUCAAAGGGCUACAAAAAUCUAAAGCAUAUGAAGAAGGUUUUGCUUUCUCGAAUGCAAAGUUCAACUCAAACUGGAGCUAUGAAGAAAUUGUUGCUUCUAUUAAAGACCUUUUUCAGCAUAUUCUUGAUGGGCAAGACUUUGAACUAUCGGUCCCUAUGAGUGGACAUUUAGUAAGACUCAAUCUCCCACCCGGGGUUGAGUGUGAUGGAAGAGCAAUUAAGUCCAGGUUUUAUCAGAAGGUAAUCUACGUUAGACCAUUCGUCCCAUUGUUGAGAAUGGGUAAUUCCGAAGUGACACCUACAACUGAUGACGAAUAUAAUGAUAAUAACAAUAAUUUAGACGAAUUUCAAGAAUACCCUGAAGAUAUGCAUGGGGCCCCAUCACCAAACCCAGAUGGAAAUGAAUCAAUUAUAGCAGAAAAUCAUAAUAUAGAAGAGAUUGCGGCCACCUCAAAGGAAGGGUGCGAGUCUCAAAUAUCCCUUACAAUAUUGUUGAAGCGUUUGAAUGAACAGGUAACAGAAGAAAGUGUUACCUCGUUUAACGUCUACAGAAAUGAUAUAUUUACUUGCUGUUUGCGAGCACUCAAAAGGUCCUCGUUCUCCGUUUUCAAUAAAAUAUCCGUGAAGUUCAGUGAUAUUGAAGGCUUAUCAGAAGGUGCAGUGGACGCUGGUGGACCAACUCGAGAGAUGUUCAGAUUGGUUCUGAAUAGAUAGUCGCAUGUUUUUCGGACUGGACAAGAAAUACAUGCGACUAGACUUAGAUGCUAUGAAUA